CCGCCAAUUUGGGAGUAGCAGGCAAAGGCCUACAGCAGGCGUAGAACCCUCUCCAGGUCUCGGCUCUCCGCCGUCGCCAUGGGCAGCGCCUCCAAGCUGCUAUCCUCCCUCUUGCUCACCUCCUCCCCGCUCCGUCUCCGGCCCUCCGCCGCCGCCUUCGCGCUCAUCCUCUCCUCGCGCACCGCGGCAUCCCGCCAACAACACCUGCCCUCCUCCCCCUCUCCCCUCCGCACGCUCUCCACCUCGGGCGCCGCCGCCGCCUCACCCCUUCCCUACAGCUCCAGCUCCAGCUCCGCCUCGUCAACCCCACCGCUCCACGCCCCUUUCCCGGAAUGGUCCCGCCUGGUCGACCGCCUCGCGGCCGCCGGCUACGCCGCCCGCGCCCCCUCCCCCGCCGAUGAGCUCGCCGUCGCCUCCGGCAGCGGCCUGUCGGCCGAGGCGGAGUCCGCUGUGUCCUCCUGCCUGGCCUUCGCGCGCGACCGGCCCGACCUUCUCAGGUCGCUCCCAACGAAGGACGUCGAGGUUGUGGUGUCUAACGUUGCACCGGCCCUGUUCAAGGGAGGUGAGGAAUCUGCGCAGCGGCUGCAGCAAUACCUCGCGGGUGAAGAGGACAAUGCAAUUCAAUCAGUCAGAGCGGUAACUGUGGACAUUGUUCGGUACUUGCUAAGUUACACAUACAGUUCGUCAAACAACUAUUUAGAAGACAAAGAACUCACUGAUUCAGCUGUUAGAAAUAUCUUGGCUGAGCUAGUUAAUUCUAGUGGACUUCCCCACACCUCCAGUUUUGUGGAGUCAACAGUUGAGAGUCAACCUGAGCGAUUCUCUAGGCAUCCAGGGCAAAAUGUUGAGAUGAAACGUGGUGACUGGAUUUGCACAAGAUGUAGCUUUAUGAACUUUGCAAGAAAUGCGAGGUGCCUUGAGUGCAAUGAGCAUCGGCCAAAGAAGAUGUUGACUGGCAGAGAGUGGGAAUGCCCUCAGUGUGAAUUCUAUAAUUAUGGGAGGAACAUGUCAUGCUUAAGAUGUGCUUGCAAAAGACCAGCGACAACUGCAUCUGCUGGUGCUGGUUUAGGCGGUGUAGCAGAGCUUCUUAAUGUAACUAAUGCUGGUAGAUCUGAAAUUGAGAGAAAACUCGCUCAAAGUGAUGAGAAGGCAGAAAGGUGGUUGAGCAAAGUAUCUCAACUUGACGAUUCUGCUGAUUUAAGUAGUCUGGCAGCUGAUGAGGAUUUUCCUGAGAUUAUGCCUAUGAGGAAGGGAGUCAAUAAAUUUGUAGUUAGCACACGCAAGACACCAUUGGAGAGAAGAUUGGCAAGUGCACAGUACAGCAGUAACAAUAGCCCUCAAGCAACAGCAUCCGACUCCAAGAUUAGUCAAACUUUAGACAGGAUACUUGGGCGUUCGGCAUCUACUUCUGCCCCAAACAAUCAGUCUGAUAAUGGGGGUGUAACUGCUGAGACUCCCAGGAAAUUAACAGGCCAUCUUGGUGAUAUCGACCCCGUUCCUUUUGUGCCAUUAUCUGCUGAUCUGUUUACCAAGCCACAGAAUGCAAAGACUAAUGAACAGGCAGAUAGGGACAGUCAAAUAAAUAAGGAAACUGGUAGUUCCGCACCCGAUAUCACACAGGCAUCAACUGAGAGGAGAGAUGUCGAUAAGUCAUUAGAUACUGCUGAGAAAUGGUCCAAGAAAGUCGCAGAACUCGAUAGUGUAAAUGACCUUUCAAGUGCUAUUUCUGAUGAAGACUUUCCUGAUAUUAUGCCAAUGAGGAAGGGUGAGAAUCGGUUUGUUAUUAGUAAGAAAAAAGACCGCUUGCUGACAUCACCACAGUACCAGAGGCGCAGUGUGCUUGAGCAGGCUGACAAUUCUGAUUUCGUCCCGUUUGUUCCAUUUCCUCCUGAUUAUUUUGCCAAGAAAGAUGCGCCAGCAGAGAGUACUCCAGAUACAGGAAUAGUGUCAGAAAGUUCUCCAUCAACUGAUAAGCUGCCAGAAACAAAUGCUUCAUCAAGACAUUCGGGAAAUAGCCAAAACACCUCGCAGGUGAUUGGCCCUCAGGGAAGUAGCAUCAUGAAUAAUGAGAACUCGAAUAGGAAUUACUCUCAGCAGAGCUCGAGUCCAGGUGGUUAUACACGUGGUGGAAGCAGCAGCCAGCAGUAUCAACAACAACCUUAUGGGGUGGGUGAUAGAUCUGCUGGUACACCAAAUUCAGGCGCCUGGAAUCCAAACUACUCCCAGGGGACGUCUACUGAUGUCAGAGGAGGAUCUAGCAACUAUCAGCAUCAACAGCAACCCCAUGAGGUCGGUGAUCGAUCUCGGGGAACUUCAAAUACUGGUGCUUUGAACACAAACUACUCCCCCGGGAGGUUUAAUGAUGGCAGAGGUGGAGCUAGCAACUAUCAGCAUCAACAGCAACCUCAUGAGGCGGGUGGUCGAUCUAGUGGAACUUCAAAUACUGGCGCUUGGAACACAAACUACUCCCAGUCCCAGGGGAGUUUUAAUGAUGGCAGAGGUGGAUCUAACAACUAUCAGCAUAAACAGCAACCUCGUGAGGUGGACGAUCGAUCUAGUGGAACUUCAAAUACUGGUUCUUGGAACACAAACUACUCCCAGUCCCAGGGGAGUUUUAAUGAUGGCAGAGGUGGAUCUAACAACUAUCAGCAUCAACAGCAACCUCGUGAGGUGGGCGAUCGAUCUAGUGGAACUUCAAAUACUGGUUCUUGGAACACAAACUACUCCCAGUCCCAGGGGAGGUUUAGUGAUGGCAGAGGUGGAUCUAGCAGCUAUCAGUAUCAGACACAACCUCAUCAGGCAGGUGGUCAAUCCAGUGGCUCUUCGAACACUCUGAACACAAACUACUCUCAGGGGAGCUUCAACGAGGGUCGAGAUACAUCUACUUACAAUCAGGGAAGCUAUUCUGCACAACCAUCUUAUUCGCCCGGCUAUAGUAAUCACAGCAACAGCAAUUCUUGGAGCAGCAACAACAACCAAAAUUGGAGUGGUUCACAUCCUGAUAGUAGGGUUUCUACUACUGGCAUUGAUUCCACUAACCCUAAUCAAGGAACAGGCUACUCAAGCUACGGAGGUGGAGGUUAUACUGGAAAGAGCUUAGAAGGCUCUGCUGUGAAGGACCCCGAUCCCCUGGACAUGUCCGAGGAAGCCAAGGCUGAGAGAUGGUUCAGGAGGGCAGCGCAGAUAAAGGACAUCUCCGAGCUUGCCAACAUUCCCGACGAGGACUUCCCCGAGAUAAUGCCAAUGAGGAAGGGGGUGAACAGAUUCGUGGUGAGCAAGAGGAAGACGCCAUUGGAGAGGAGAUUGACUUCUCCUCAGUACAGAAGGAACCUACCGAUCGUAAGCUCCGAGCCUGACAAAGAUGGUAGCUGAAAGCAGGCAUAUCUAUUCUGAUGAAAGAGCGAAGAGUUUACACAAGGAUAUAUACUUUUACUUCUGAUCGUGAUAAUAAGCAGCAAGGCGAAGAAAUCCACGCGGAGGAAACAGCUGAACACCCAGAACAUUUUUUCUUAUAUCCAAAAGUUUUGUUCUCGACCAGUAGGGAUUUGCUGUUUAAUUUGUUACGUGUAUCAGUUGUAUACAUUUGUUGUUGUACCUGAAACCGUGAGUGCAAUCAUCAAAUAAUUUGCGCGUCGUUCUCCAUGUA
Triticum dicoccoides is the source of this 3646-nucleotide messenger RNA. RefSeq names its product zinc finger protein VAR3, chloroplastic-like. The record is from RefSeq and is a predicted model, not a curated record. The coding region runs from base 79 to 3372 and encodes 1097 amino acids. Lineage: Eukaryota; Viridiplantae; Streptophyta; Magnoliopsida; Poales; Poaceae. Gene Ontology annotation, cellular component: cytoplasm. The transcript has 5 exons. Gene Ontology annotation, molecular function: mRNA binding.